Folsomia candida is the source of this 1728-nucleotide messenger RNA. RefSeq lists its product as uncharacterized. Bases 1012 to 1704 code for a protein of 230 amino acids. The record is from RefSeq and is a predicted model, not a curated record. The transcript is spliced from 3 exons. Lineage: Eukaryota; Metazoa; Arthropoda; Collembola; Entomobryomorpha; Isotomidae.
UUGUACAUCAGAAACUCAAGAUUUUAACCCUUUAUGGACAACAAAUAAGCAGAAGUGGAUCAGAAAGGCGAAUAAAAAUUCGAGAAAAUAAAUUAUAUCAUGUAAAACGUCUCUUCUUCUUUAUUUUUACUAAAAUCGAGAUAAUAUACUUAUGUUACCCUAUAUUGAACAGAUAACCUCGAAAUUUGACGAGCAAUGCAAAGGAAAUGAAUAUCUUCGCGAACAGAUUUCUUUCUUUCUCAGAGCAAGGACGGCAUUCCACAAACGACACAAUUAUCUCAAAAGAGAGAUUGCAAACGAGAAGAACAAAAUGCUGCAGUUGGUAACGCACGCCGAGUUUACAUAUGACAAUAGGUAACACACUGUGCACUUUUCUGCUUUAUCUAAUAUCAACCUCUGUAGUUUAUAUUUGUUGCAAUAAUUCUAGGGAUGAGGCUGUGGCAAAAAUCAAAAUCCUGCGAGAACGUGACAGUAAAGAGUCGAAGCAGCAUGUCACGGAAGUAAAAGAGUUUCAACGAGUUCUUCAUCAUGAUCGGAAGGUUCAUAAUUUUCUUCACGACAAAAAUCAAGGCCGAGCCGUUAUAGAAGAGGAUGACGAACGAAGAUUGAGAAAAGAGCACGCCAAGGAAUGUGAACUGGACCAAAUUUUAAGCCAGCAUCAUGCAACAGUUAACACUAUUUUGAAAAUGGCUGCAUCAAAUUCGGUUGAUAAACUUUGCGAAAAAUAUGGCGAAAUGGAACAAAGAAACCUGGCCCUAUUCAAAUUUUUAACAGAUCUCAACCAUGAGGUAGAUACUUGCACAAUGCCAUCAACUUAUUUAAAUACAUAAAUUACAUACAUUUCUAACAAUUUUGAGUGUCAAGUGUGCAGCAUUAAGAGAAGCCGUGUCCGUGUUGAAACAAGGCAUCGAAUCUACGCAUCACACUAUUACAUUGAGAAAGAACAAUCAGCAGGAAAGGUUGAAACGAAUUCAGAACAAAGUAAUUGAAGAGGAAAAUGCCCUUCGCAACAUGAACAUAAUUUCAGAUUCAAACUUCACCAAACUGUCACAACUAGUUUCUGCCGUUGAAUCGCUGUUCACUGUGGCUAAAUGUCCAGAUGCCGGUCUUGUUGGCAUUCUUGGAAAUCAAAACGGGGUGACACCGAGAAAUGCGGUGUUGUGCUUGACAAUCCUUGACCACAGAAUAACCGAGCUGCAAUAUGUCAAGAAACUGCUAGAACACCAAAAACUAAUUGGAGCUGAGGGGAGCCAGAAAGGAUUUGGUCACAAGUCCAUGUUCGGACAAGGGCUGGGGACUGCAAUAGUAAAUCAUGGAGGACCUUUCAAAGCCGAAGUGCUAAUCCCCAACCAUAUCGGGGGCGAAGGAGAGGAGGAAGAUGCAGAUAAGGCAAUGGGAGAGCGCCCUUACUUCUUUGACGAGAUGAAAGAAUUUGUCGUGUAUCAAAUGAUUGAACAAGGGCUUAUCGAGCUAAGCGAAGUACCCUCGUCUAUUCGCAGCACAAUUUCAGCCGUGUCGGCUGUGUCCAUUGCGGACAUGGAAAUAGCCGGGUCUGCAUCCCUGAUGGAAAAGGUCAUGAGCAAAAGAAAUUUCCGCAUGGGUUCGCAACAAAUAUUUCAACAAAAUAUUCCACCAGAGCCUGAAGAGGAAAAUGACCCUGGGGAUAUACCUCCUGACACUCCAAGAUCUAAUAAUAGUUUAUAAAGUCGUAAGCAAUUAAGUAGCGUA